AUGACCCCAUUCAUACCGUUAUCAGUUAAGGUUGCUCUAGGAUUAGGCACUCUUGUAGGUGCUACAAUAGCUGUGAUAAAUAACAAAGAGGCUAUAUAUGAAACUGCUGAGGCUUUUUUCUCAAGGGGAGCUGAAUAUUGUAGAGAAAAGUUAGAAGAAGCAAAGAUUGCAAACGAAACGAAUUUUGCAGACCAUUAUCAGGAUGAAGAAUUAAAGGAUGUCAGCGCUGCUAGAUCAACAGGUUCAAAUUUGAGAGAUGAAAGUGACUAUGAAGAUAUCAGUACCCCCGAAACAUCCGACUUUUCAGAAAUAGAUACAGAUUUCCAGGACGACGAUGAUAUCAGUGAUGGAAAAGAACAGUCUGAUGAUUUUGAUACUGCUAGUUUAGAUUAG
This is a messenger RNA of Candida dubliniensis CD36, 393 nucleotides long. RefSeq lists its product as uncharacterized. The transcript is spliced from 2 exons. The record is from RefSeq and is a predicted model, not a curated record. Lineage: Eukaryota; Fungi; Ascomycota; Pichiomycetes; Serinales; Debaryomycetaceae. The coding region runs from base 1 to 393 and encodes 130 amino acids.